Molecule: messenger RNA, 939 nt
Organism: Lobosporangium transversale
Lineage: Eukaryota; Fungi; Mortierellomycota; Mortierellomycetes; Mortierellales; Mortierellaceae
Exons: 1
Coding region: 1-939 (312 amino acids)
Source: RefSeq, a predicted model, not a curated record
AUGGAAAAACAGCCUACCCCUAAUUUCAUUCCAGAUGUCGAAAUAGAGUUGAAGAUAAUCGAGUUCUUUAUUGUCGAAGCUCCUGACUAUUACGAGAUCUAUCUUGGCAAGCUCCCCAAUUCGCAUUAUGAAGCCCCCGAUUGCGAACUAAAGUCUUUGAUAAAAAAAUCCCUGAGUACUAUGAGAAAAUAUCUCAAUGAUACGCUCCCAAAACUUUGCAACUUCGUUAAUGACAUCCGGGGUUUGAUGACUUGUUACGAGCACACCUUUGGGAUAUUUGUCGGUGAGAUCGAAGGCACCAUUUCAUCCUUACAAGGCCUGAUCGAUAGAGCUGGGCCUUUACAAAAAGUUCAUGAAGAAGCCGCGACAGACCUUUAUGAAAUUUUGCUCAAGGCAGGCGAUCUGACUCAAAAAUACAAAGAGGACUUUGAUAAGCAUACUAGGAGCCGUAAACUAUUCGAAGCUGCUUCUUUUGGAUUAGCCAUCUUUGCCUGUCUGGCCAUACCUAGUCCGGCUGUGCUCCCCGUUUCAGGCGUGAUAAAGAUGCUUGCCACUGCUACUGUAACGAUACCCACUGGUUACGCGAGUUAUUUCCUUUGGGGAAAAGCCAAGAAUCACCAGACCGUGGCUACCGAGUAUGACCAGAAAGUCAUCAAGUUGAAGGACCUGCUGAGCACCAACGAUAAGUUUAGAAAACCUAUUGACGUUAUUGGCGGCAAGUUUGCUGAUUGUAUGGAAACACUAGGAUAUCUGAUGACCCUCAGCAAGCCGAUGGCCAAAAUAUAUGAAGAGGAUGAGAAGAAAGAACAGUAUGUGGAAAUACAAGCCAAGGCGAAGGCGAUAAGAAAUCUCUGUGAUAGCAUGAAACGUCAUCCGUAUCGGAUUUCCAAGCUUAAAAUCACAAUUGAGUUUAAGAUGAAGCAAAUCACUGAGAUAUAG